This is a messenger RNA of Peronospora matthiolae, 1395 nucleotides long. Lineage: Eukaryota; Oomycota; Peronosporomycetes; Peronosporales; Peronosporaceae. The record is from the annotation of a GenBank genome assembly.
AUGCAGCGAGCACCGAGCGCCGGUUUAUUCUGUCGGCUGGUUCCUCCGAUGGGCGCAAAAGUGCACGGCGUCGUUAUAUCCGGGCAGCGAUGGGAAGAGCAGAUGCUGACCACUGACGUCAUCCACGAUCGACAACGAGCGGUGCAACAGGGGACGAACCGGGCCGACUUCACGUUCCGCCGGCUACCAAAACAUCCUGCCACGCUCAAAAUAUCCUGCUACGCUCAAAAUAUCCUGCCAUGCUCGGCUCGGGACUUCAACUCAAUUAAUUAUGGCGAUCGAAUCGAUUCUGUUCGCUCUGCGAUAACCGAACCUAGAGACGCUACAAAACCCACCACUGCUGGCAGCAUGGGGGCCGGCCCUUCGCUUGGCAAGUUCCUCAAGAGUAUGGACGAUCACGACCUCGCUGAGCUCGUGCAGAGUGCUUACACACUAGAACCGGAUCGCAUGGAGAAGAUCUUCGCGCUGGCCAAAUCGCGGUAUAACGAAGGACAGCAGCAGCAGCAGCAACAGGCUGACGACGUCGAUGCAGCCGCGCCACUAGCUGUUCCUGCUGUGUCGUUGUCACCUCCUCAGCCAGAACUUCCACCUCCAGCAGCUACAAUAGUAAGCGAGAUGGUAGUACCAGAUUCAUCGAUCGUGGCCUCACCCAUGAAGACUUUGUCUCCUUCUUGUGACGUCAUUGAUGCCGUGACAGCAAUGCCAACCACGGAUGCGGUCCCCGAGGCCAACGACAAUACUUUGGAACUGGGUGGAGUGAAAGACCCGAUGAACGCCCUUUGGACUUUCGAAGGUCAUCCGCUUCGUGAGCUGCAGGCAGCUAAUAAGAACCGGCAAAGGAUUCGUCAUCGAGGACUUCUUCCAACAGAUCGUCCGGACACAAAUGUCGGUGAGACUGACUUGUCCACUGGAGUGAUCGAGCAAACGCCGUGUGAAGUGGACGCAGAGGAGUACCCGGUGAUGUAUGGCAGUUGUGGUCGCGGGAAGCGGUAUGGACGCUGCUCCGUGUGCUACUUUCGCGGUCUCCGCUGCAACACCGCUCACUAUUGUGCCUGUUGCCAACGGUCUGUGUGCAUUCGGCCGCGUAAAUAUCCGGGUGAAGAGCACCACAAAAUAUGCUGGAACGUGCUACAUAUGGACAAGGAUAUGAUCCAGCGUGUAGAGAAAAAGAAAAAGCGCAAGCUGCAAGCUCUAAUUGGUGUAGAAACGACAGCUAUGCCCAUGGCUGUGUCACGUGUGAAGGCUAUUGUCGAAGCAGAAGGGGAGAAGACGGAAUCGGACACGGAGAACAGUCAUCGACAGAAUGGCGGUGUUGACGAGUCUGGCGAUAGUCCCGAUCGAGGACCGUCGAUUCCGACGGUAGUGGCGGAUGUGAGCGGUGCAGUAAACCUGUGA